UUCAUUCUUAUUUUGUCCAAACGAAUAAGAAUGGACUCAAUAAAUGGCAACAAGAGCCUUGUUUUUACAGAAUCAAACCAAGUUCAGUGGAUACGCAGCAGUCACCCAACCGGUCUGAGGACCGAGGACCCGGGAGUGACUUCACAGGAAUUUUUUUCACCUGUGAACACAAUGACCUGGAGCAAGGGGUGUGGCUAUCCCUGCGAAAGCAUGCAGGGCGGGAGUAUUGCUUUGCUGUUCUCCCUCUCACUUCCUGGUCUCAGAGACACUGGCCAAAUAUGUGGAGUGACAAACAGAAGAUAACCUGUAAUAUUCUGGACCUUUGACAGUCAAGUGGGGAAGUAUUAUCCUACAGUAAAGAUUUUUUGCCCAUUGCUGGUGUAAAGCAUGUUCCUGUGGCAAUAUCUGACACCGCUCCUGCUGAUAGCUGUUCAAAUAUGCAAAGGUCAACAAUGUGACGAGUUCACAGAUCUAAAUCUCGGUCAUGCAUUCAUUGGCACCAACAUCAGAAUUAGGUUGUUGCUGUACACCAGGGAGAAUAGUACCUGCGGCACGCUCCUGUCCCACACUGACCUGUCAGACUAUCCCCAGUUCAGUUUGUCCAAAACCACCACCUUCAUCGUUCACGGGUAUAGGCCCACGGGAUCUCCGCCGGCGUGGGUUAACGAUAUGACAGAGCUGCUGCUGGCCAGGGACGACAUGAACAUCAUAGUGGUGGACUGGAACUACGGAGCUACCAAUUUGAACUAUCUCAAGGCAGUGGAGAACACAAAGAAAGCAGCAGCCAACCUGACUGCUUUCAUUGAAAUGAUGCAGGACCAAGGUGCCUCUCUGAGCUCCAUCCACAUGAUUGGAGUCAGCCUCGGAGCUCAUAUAUCAGGUUUUGUGGGCGCCAACCUGAAAGGGUUAAUUGGAAGAAUUACAGCUCUGGAUCCUGCUGGGCCUCAGUUCAAAGGCACUUCUAAAGAGGACAGACUGGACUCCACAAAUGCCCAGUUCGUGGAUGUCCUGCACACAGAUAUAGAUGCCCUGGGCUUCAGAGAACCUCUGGGUCACAUUGAUUUCUAUGCAAAUGGAGGAACAGACCAACCCGGCUGCCCAAAGACAAUCUUUUCUGGAGGAUCUUAUUUCAAAUGUGACCACCAGAGAUCAGUCUUCCUCUAUCUUGACUCUCUGAACCGGACGUGUGUCAGCAGGGCAUUCCCCUGCUCGUCCUACAAGGACUUCCUGGAUGGUAACUGCCUGGACUGUGAUGAGUUUGGUGCUGCUGGAUGUCCUGUCUUUGGUUAUGACGUCACAAAGUGGCGUAACAUCCUACUGAAGCUGGGCCAAACUAAAACCUUCUUUACAACAAACCCAAAGUCUCCAUUCUGCAUGACAGGCUACAGAGUGGAUGUGAUGAUAUGGAACAAGGAAAGUCGCUGGGGAUACAUUACUAUUAAACUUCAUUAUAAUGGUACAGAAGCACUGGCGACCAUUAACCAUAAAUCAGCGAAGUUCAUGAGAUACACAGAGACCCACUUGUUUGCUCAGUUUGACAAAGACGUUCAGUCAGUGGAAAAGGUUUCUGUCAAAUUCUCCACUGGGAAUAUUUUCAAGCCCAAAUAUAAGCUCCGUGUUCUCCAACUCCGUCUCACACAUCUGGAACACAAGGAGAGAUCUCUCUGUCGAUACGACAUCAUUCUUAAGGCAGACACUGAGGUCACCUUCAGGCCCAUUCCGUGUGAAGGAUCCAACUUUUGAGUAAAAAAAAAAAAAAAAUCAGACUUUGAAAACAUUGAAAACUUUGUCGUUCAGAAUGUGGUUCAGCUGAAUCAUCAGUCCCUGACUGUACAGGACACCCACCUGACACCCAAAUAUAUUUACUGUGAACACUGAAAUGUGAUGUAUAUAAUGUACAUGCAUUUGUAAGAGAAUAUAUAUAUAUGUAUGUUUUUCCAGACUCUAUUUGCAUGUCACUUGUAGGGAAAAUUAGAAAUGGGAAUGAUUUUUGUUGUCUCAGUCACAGAUUUUUAAAAAACCCUAUAUCAUUAUAUAUUUAUUUAUGUAUAUGAAUUAAUCCAUAAUUAUUAAUAAUAAAAAAACAAAUCAAAUCAUCAA
Molecule: messenger RNA, 2100 nt
Organism: Lates calcarifer (barramundi perch)
Lineage: Eukaryota; Metazoa; Chordata; Actinopteri; Centropomidae
Gene: lipia
Product: lipase, member Ia
Exons: 11
Coding region: 388-1743 (451 amino acids)
Biological process (GO): lipid metabolic process
Molecular function (GO): lipase activity; carboxylic ester hydrolase activity
Source: RefSeq, a predicted model, not a curated record